Messenger RNA from Naegleria gruberi, 1275 nucleotides. RefSeq lists its product as uncharacterized. The record is from RefSeq and is a predicted model, not a curated record. The transcript has a single exon. Lineage: Eukaryota; Heterolobosea; Eutetramitea; Acrasida; Naegleriidae. The coding region runs from base 1 to 1275 and encodes 424 amino acids.
AUGUCGAAGUCGCUUGUUGUUGUUGUUUCGUUCACAGCUGUUGUGUUACUCCUUGCAUGCAGUGUAUCUGUGAUUACAUGUUUGUAUCCAUCCCAAGUUGUUGAUAUCGAGAAUUGGUAUCUGACCCUUCCAAUUGGUGAUGUUAAAGACCCUACCGACAUUUAUCAACCAACAUUAGCAACCUAUUCCAUUGAUCCAUACUUUGUUGUUGGACCAAAUAAUAAUUCUAUUCGUUUUCGUUCAGUCAUUUUCAAUGAAAGUGUUACAACUGUUGGUUCAAAAUAUCCAAGAUCAGAACUUAGAGAAAUGGACCCAAUCAAUCCAGCCAAAGUCAAGAUUUCAUGGAAUAACACAGUUGGUGUCCAUACCAUGAUUAUUGACCAAGCCAUCACUCACUUGCCAAUCACAAGAGACAGAGUCAUAGCAGGUCAAAUCCACGAUGAUAAUGAAUUCAUCUUUACCAUCACAUUAUCUGGCACAACUCUUUACAUUAAUGCUGCCAAUAAGGCAACUGCUAAGGUCAUUACCAAAACCUAUCAAUUAGGUACAAUCUUUAGACUCAAAAUUGAAGCACUCAAUGGUACUACCAAUUUCUACUAUAAUGACAUGUCCACUCCAAUUUAUACUCAUCCAUUGGUAUUUAAGAAUUCAUACUUUAAGGCAGGUUGUUAUGCUCAAUCAAAUUGUACUGUGGAAGGAUCAUUGUGUGGAGAUUCAAAUAAUUAUGCAGAAGUGUUGAUUUACAAUUUGACUACUACUCAUGAUUAUUCAUCAUCACCAUCGUACGUAAAUAAUUCAUCAUCCUCAUCUAAUGGAACAAUAAUUAAUAAUAAUAAUGGAACAAUUAAUUCCAAUUCAACCAAUAAUAAUGGUACAAUAAUUAAUAAUAAUAAUGGAACCACUCCGAAUAAUAACAACAAUGGUACUAUCAAUAAUAACAAUGGAACAAUCAAUUCAAAUUCUACAAAUAAUUCAACCAAUAAUAACAAUGGAACAAUAAUUAAUAAUGGUACAACUCCCGAUAGUAAUAACAAUAGCACUAAUAAUAAUAAUGGUACAAUUAUUGAUAAUGGAGGCUCAUCCAAUAAUAAUUCAACAAAUACUCCAAAGGCUUCAACUUCUAAUCGGGUUGUUGUGAAUAUGGCUACUAGUUCUUUCAUUCCUCAUCAUUCAUUUGCUAAUAUUCUGCUCCGAUUCAUCCUAAUGCCAAUACUAGUUUCCUACAUUGUCUAUUCGCUGGCUUUCCAUGAUAGUAGCAUCUUUCCCACCAAUUAA